AUGGAUCAACAACAUCAACAACACGCGUCUGAUACGCAAUCAGAAACAAAUAUCCAACAACCAAUAGAGAAUCAGAUCAUCGAGUACUUAAGAACGUUGGAUGAUAAUCACGACACUCAUGAUCAGCAAUGGAUCAAAUCACUUCUUGAAGACAUAGAAUCCCCUGGUCAACAAGAAGAACAUCAUGUUGAAGAUCACACACAUCCUCCACAAGAACACAUGGAACCCAACAACACUGCGGCUAUAACAACACAAAGUGAAGCCUCACAAAUGGAAGAAGACCCCAAGGACGAGCCCACAUUAACAAAAGAAGAAGUCCCUAGCCACUAG
This is a messenger RNA of Acaulospora morrowiae, 330 nucleotides long. The record is from the annotation of a GenBank genome assembly. Lineage: Eukaryota; Fungi; Glomeromycota; Glomeromycetes; Diversisporales; Acaulosporaceae.